Messenger RNA from Spirodela intermedia, 90 nucleotides. The record is from the annotation of a GenBank genome assembly. Lineage: Eukaryota; Viridiplantae; Streptophyta; Magnoliopsida; Alismatales; Araceae.
AUGCUUGGUUGGCCUCUAGUGACAUGGAAGAGGAGUGAUGCACCCAAUCGCAUGUGGCGCCUUCCAUGUCAGCUGCCAAGUACCAGCUAG